UAACUGAAAACGCAAUGCGCUGACUGCGCAUGCUCAGCUCAGUGACCACCAGCACCACAACAGAAUCUGUUAGUCGCAACGCUAUUACACAAGAGUUACUGGAACCAAUCCGAGAUGACGACUUCGUGGAGUGACCGAUUACAGAACUACGCCGACCUGCCAGCAAACAUGGACGGUAUGGCGAUGAAGAAAUACCGUCGUGAUGCCCACCACAGCUUUCCAAGGGAUCUGGCCCCAAUCCACCCUGCAAUGAGGGUGUUUGUAAACAGAAGCCUGGCCAUGGAGAAGAUCAAGUGUUUUGGCUUUGACAUGGAUUACACACUAGCAGUGUACAAAUCUCCAGAGUACGAGUCGCUGGGCUUCGAGCUGACCGUUGCCCGGCUGGUCUCCAUCGGUUAUCCCCAGGAGCUGUCCAGCUUCGUGUACGACCCCACCUUCCCCACCAGAGGUCUGGUGUUUGACACGACCUAUGGAAACCUGCUGAAGGUGGACACCUAUGGCAACAUCCUUGUGUGUGCGCACGGCUUUAACUUCAUGCGUGGGCCUGACAUCAGGGAGAUGUAUCCUAACAAGUUCAUCCAGCGUGGAGACAUGGACCGCUUCUACAUCCUCAACACACUCUUCAACCUCCCUGAGACCUACCUCUUCGCUUGUCUUGUGGAUUUCUUCUCCAACUGUUCCAGAUACAAAAGCUGUGAGAAAGGCUUCAAAGAUGGAGAUCUGUUCAUGUCCUACAAGAGCAUGUUCCAGGAUGUCCGCGACACCGUGGACUGGGUCCAUAUCAAGGGCUCUCUCAAAGAGAAGACAGUUGAAAACCUUGAGAAGUACGUUGUCAGAGAUGCCAAGCUGCCCCUGCUGCUGAGUCGGAUGAACGAGGUGGCCAAGGUGUUCCUAGCCACCAACAGCGAUUACAAGUACACACAGAAAAUCAUGACCUACCUUUUCGAUUUCCCUCACGGCCCCAAGUCUGGGAAGCCCCACAGGCCGUGGCAGUCGUACUUCGACCUGAUCCUGGUGGACGCCCGCAAGCCUCUUUUCUUCGGCGAGGGCACGGUUCUCCGCCAGGUGGACACGGUCACGGGUCGCCUGAAGAUCGGCACCUACACCGGACCCCUGCACCACGGCAUUGUGUACUCUGGAGGGUCGUCUGACAUUGUGUGUGACCUGCUGGGGGCCAAGGGGAAAGACAUUGUGUACAUCGGGGACCACAUCUUUGGAGACAUCUUGAAGUCCAAGAAGAGGCAGGGCUGGAGGACCUUCCUGGUCAUCCCGGAGCUGGCUCAGGAGCUCCACGUGUGGACCGACAAGAGUGCCAUAUUUGAGGAACUUCAGUCCCUUGAUUGCUUCCUGGCAGAACUCUACAAGAACCUGGACAGCAGUAGCAACGAGAGGCCUGACAUCAGCACAAUCCAGUGUAGGAUAAAGAAAAUCACCCAUGACAUGGACAUGUGUUACGGCAUGAUGGGCAGUCUGUUCCGCAGCGGCUCUCGGCAGACUCUGUUUGCCUCCCAGGUGAUGCGCUACGCCGACCUGUACGCCUCGUCCUUCAUCAACCUGCUCUACUACCCCUUCAGCUACCUGUUCAGGGCCGCGCACGUUCUGAUGCCCCACGAGUCGACGGUGGAGCACGCCCACGUGGGCCUCAACGACACCGAGUCCCCGCUGGCCACGCGCAACCGCCAGGAGGCCGACAUGAGGCUGCUGGAGGGCAAGAGGCAGCUGCUGACGCGCUCGCUCAGCGAGGUGCAGCCGCCCCACCUCUUCCCCCAGACCCCCGAGGAGAUCACCCACUGCCAUGACGAGGACGAUGAUGAAGAGGAGGAGGAAGAGGAGGAGUAGACUGGAGAAAGGGCGGUGCGAUUUCAAGUGGUGCAUGUUGCGGGAGGAGAAAAUGGGUUGAAGAGGAGGGACAGGAGGAAGAGGAGGAGUUGUUUCGGUCGAGAGAGUCCAGUACAUUGGGAGUAUUAUAUGAGGGGGAGUGGGGAGGGGAGAGAGGAAGAGGAGGAAGAAUAGCCUGGGACAUGCUUUUUGAUAAAGUAUGAUAGAGAUUGAGUACAUUCUGUGGGAGUCAAUCGUCAAACUCUACAAGAGUAGUAUUUUAUUUGUUUUCCCCGCUGGGUAUUUUGGUUUUAUUCAUGUGUAUAUUUCUGGAGAGAAAUCAUCCUUCCAUUGGCCUCUGCUCCUCUUGUUGUUGAUGCAUUCAACAGGAAGUUGGCAUUGGGCCACUUCCUCUUCCCCUCUUCAUUGAAACGCGGUGAGCUGAAAUACUUGACGACCCUCGAGCAAAAGCUUGAGAGCCCUUCUAUGGAUAGUCAUGGUGUAUUUAAUGAACAGUACACUCAGACAUGAGCUCGGUGGGCAACGUCUAGAACGGUUGUAUUGCGUCCAUAAGAGUAUUUUGUUAUUAUUUUUGUACAACCUUUUGAGGUAUUUUUGUAAAAAAAUAAGGUGUUUUAUCAGUAGCUCAUUCGCUGUGCCGUCCUGCAUCCUGGCCCCCACUCAAUCUACUCCCCUGUUGCAGUGUUGGACCACGUUACCCAGAAUGCUGUACACCACGUUACCCAGAAAGUUGUAGCUCUCGAUAGUUGGUUGUAGUUGCUAGCUGUCAUCACCUUGCUUUUUCUGGUUGGAUGUUGAGCAAUAUCACCCAAUAUUGCAACAUUUUAUUUUUAUAUAAGAAAUGGCCUAAUGCCUUAUUCUUGUCAACUGGUAUGAAUAUUUAGGGGGGAUGACUAAAGAUUAUUGUUAGAGGUAUAUUUUCAAAGGUUUUUGCUUUUGUUUAUUUUUUCAUAUUUUAACAUUUGAUCUGGUGGUGUUUGUGCGCAUAGCUGCUGUUGCUUGUUAGCAGUGGGAUUCCUAAAUCAAACUGAAACUGAAUCUAUUAUACUGUAAGCGAUGGCCGUUCAUGUUUUGAGAUGGUGUACAAUGUUACAACGGUUAUCCUAUACUGUAACCAAUCUUUGCUGAGUUUUAUGAAUGCACGCUAACCCAACCUCAUCAAUAUUUGCAGAAUUAUUUUCAUGUUCUACUGGGGCCUGCAUUGUACUUUUGAAUGCUUUGUGACACUGGCACUGUUAAUUUAAGAGUAUAAAUGGAGAUUACAAUGUAUACAUAUGUAUAUACAUAGUAUAUAGUCCAUACGGUCUACUCUGCUUGUGUAACUAGAUGGGAAGGAUUAUUUUGUCAAACCUCAGAGGCUGAGCUUGACCGAUGACUGGGUCGUAUGUUUCUGUAUUUUUUCUUUGUGUGCAAUAAUGGCUGCUCCAGGGGUUACUCAAGGUUCUCUCGUGCUUGAUGUGUGCAACCGGAUUCAGCACCACUGUUUCAGUAAAACGGUUUUUCAAGAGAAACGUAAAUCAAACCUGCUUUGUUAUUUUUCCAAGCAAGUAACAAUUUAUUUUUAAAUGUUUUUAUCCUAUUCCAGCAAGGCAGAUAUUGUGCAUGCAUUUUUCUGUGCUGUAUGUCUUGCAUUUGAUUUAACAGGCAUAUGUUAAUUGGAGAGAUUAUUUUGCAAAAAAAGGUUUGUGUUAGUAAUUUAUUUUGCAUGUCCUGCCGGUUUUCACAAUGGUUGUGAGCAUAAUUGCUUGCAUUUGUAUGCUCAGCUGUAACUUUUUAAAUAAAAUAACAAUCCAAACCGGUGUCACAGUCUGAUAUUUGA
Messenger RNA from Gadus chalcogrammus (walleye pollock), 3658 nucleotides. RefSeq names its product 5'-nucleotidase, cytosolic IIa (gene nt5c2a). The record is from RefSeq and is a predicted model, not a curated record. Lineage: Eukaryota; Metazoa; Chordata; Actinopteri; Gadiformes; Gadidae. The transcript is spliced from 19 exons. Gene Ontology annotation, molecular function: 5'-nucleotidase activity. The coding region runs from base 115 to 1839 and encodes 574 amino acids.